Dermacentor andersoni is the source of this 2278-nucleotide messenger RNA. RefSeq lists its product as uncharacterized. The record is from RefSeq and is a predicted model, not a curated record. Gene Ontology annotation, cellular component: nucleus. Gene Ontology annotation, biological process: regulation of transcription by RNA polymerase II. Lineage: Eukaryota; Metazoa; Arthropoda; Arachnida; Ixodida; Ixodidae. Gene Ontology annotation, molecular function: DNA-binding transcription factor activity, RNA polymerase II-specific; RNA polymerase II cis-regulatory region sequence-specific DNA binding.
GGUUUCGUGGCUCGCUUGACUGCUCUCUCGCGGUGCCGUUAGUGCUCUUCGAGGGGUGGGCGUGUGCGUUUCGGAAGGGAUCACCGGCGCCUUGACCCGACUGCGGUUUCCGUUUCCGCAUCGGACCGGACCGGAGUUCUUGUGGUCUUGCUCGGCGCUGGUGGAAGGGACGCUGCGGGCAUGCAGUCGUACAGGUUCAUGCUGGAGCAUCACCACGAGGAGGCCAUGAAGGGCUACGACGCUAAGGCGCUGUUGCACAGCUCGGCGCCGCACGGUGGAGGCUACGGCGACGGUUACACCAAGAGCGAUGGCUACGCCAAGAGUGACGCCACCGGCUACGGAGGCAAGACGGGCGUCUUGAGGAGCAGCGGUGGGAGCGCUACGGAUGCGACGGCGAACGCCUACAAGACGACUACUGAAAAGUGCAUCCUUCUCAACACGGACCCAAAGGAGAAGUCCAAAAAGGGCGGAGGAGGAGGCGGCGGAGGUCCGGAGCCCUCUCUGGCAGCGGCUGCGGCAGCCGCCGCGGCGCAGGACGCCAGCGGGAUCCGUCGCUACCGGACGGCCUUCACGCGCGAGCAGCUGGCGCGGCUCGAGAAGGAAUUCUGCCGCGAGAACUACGUAUCCAGGCCCCGGAGGUGCGAGCUGGCCGCCACGCUCAACUUGCCCGAGAGCACCAUCAAGGUGUGGUUCCAGAACAGGCGCAUGAAGGACAAGCGGCAGCGCAUGGCGCUGGCCUGGCCGUACGCCGAUCCGCACUUCGCCGCGUACAUGCUGAACGCGGCGGCAGCGGCCGCGGCCUCGGGCGCCGCGGGUUAUCCGUACGGGUUGCCCUUCCCGUACUACACGGCUGCGGCAGCGGCCCUGUCUCCGCUGGGACGCUAUCACCCGUACAGCGCCGCCGGUCCCGCCAGGCCCCCAUCACCUGUUCUGCAGCUGGCCGGGACGCCCGGUCCGUUUCCCCGGUCGCCCUCGGAGCCAGUGACGGCGGCCUCGCCUGCUACGACGACUCCGUGCGCCUGCCCCUACAUACCGUAUCCCGGCACGCAGCUGCCGCCGACGCAACAGCCGCACCAGCAGCACACGACGUCGACGACACCGACGACCACGGUGUCCAGCCGAUCCCCGCCGUCUUCGCGGCUUAUCGCGGCUCCCGAGCCCAUCACCCUGGCUGCGCAUACGACGGAGCCAUCGGCGAAACCGCCCAGCUUGUUUCGGCCGUUCAAGACGGACGCCGAGAAACCCUGACUCGUUGCACCUUUGUCAGUCAUGGCGCGGACUACAGCGACGGUGACAGAGAGUCGUCGAGAACUUCGGAGAAACGACGCCCACCGGGUGCUGCGCGAUGUGAUCGCGCUUUGACGUCGGUAAGGCGCAACAGCGGAGUCGGCCGGUGUGUGUGGUGGUACAACAGGAACGAUGGCGUUGACUCAUCGAGAGACGUGCGCGGUUGGUCUCUUCAGUGUCGAACCGAAAGUGUGCGCACUGAAAUUAAUAUCCCGGUUCCCUUUCGAGAAAAGUAAGGCCGUGAUGCCUGAAAUGCAUACCCGCAGACGACGUGCUUCGGUAUGGUAAUCCUUUAACCAGUCAUAAUUAACGAGGUGCCCACGAAGGUGACGCGCGUGCUGUCGUCAGCGGAAACGGAAAAAGGCUUGCAGAUGCAGCGUGUGAAAAAGACACCCAAGACCGUCUUGCCUUAGCUUAGCCGCAUACGCUUGAAGUUAUCUCACCUAUUCAUUGGUGAGAGUUGACGAUGAGCAAACUUGUGCGCCUACAUCGCCGAGAAAAGAAAGAGAAAAGAAACCAGCUUUCCCAGUGACCGAAAAUCGGGAACAAUCGUAAAGAAGUGCAACCCUACUCCAAGUGUUCGCCUAGUGACUCUGAGGCUCAUCGGGAAGAAGGGUGACGAAGAGUGACGUUCUUUGCACUUCAUGUAGAACUGACGAUGAACGGGACACUUUUCAUUUCCGAAUAGAACGAUCGGCAGACGAGCGCGACAUGUGCAAUCUUCUCGGCUCUUAGUGGAAGUGAAGGGGCAUUGACUGUAAUCUAUGCUCGAAUAUAUACGUACAAUGCUCAUUCAUGCCUGUAAGCCUCUGGAUGUGUUUGUGGACGUUGUGAAGUGUUCGCCGAACUGCCAAAGAAAAAGGGGCGAAACGAGAACAGGACCACGUGAGCUGUGCGGGCAGACACUGCAGUGACUCCAGACAUUAUGCCAUUUCGGCCGCUGCUUCCGGCAGCCUUCCUUUACGUCGCAGUAAAAUCAGUGCAUUGCUUA